CAACUGAAUAGUAAUUUUGCUCCGUGCGUGUGAGAAAAGGAAGAAAGGAGGGUAGCUUAUAGUGAAGUGCUGCUGGGUUGGAAGAAGGGUACGGGGUAGUGUUUUUUUAUUAUUAUUGUUCGUACACUCCGCCCGUUUCCACCUCCUUAUCCUGGCGAAAGGUUGAACGGUUAAAAUGGAGGCGGACAGAUCCGGCGGUGGACCAAACCCGAACUCCGGAGGCGGCGGCAGCAGCAGCGGAGCGGGGCGCAACCCAAACGGGCCCAAAGCAGCACCGGGCCAGGCGUCAUCAGCUGCGGCGACCGGGGCGAUGGCAGCAGCAGCGGCCGCAGCGGCGGCGGCCGGGGCCAUGCCCGGAUCGUCGCAGCAACGGGAGCCGCAGGACGGGGACUCGGGUAUGACGCUUCCUGGGAUCCUGCACUUCAUCCAGUACGAGUGGGGACGCUUCCAGGCCGAAAAAUACCGCUGGGAGGCAGAGAGAGACGAACUCAGGGCUCAGGUGGCGUUCCUACAGGGGGAGAGGAAAGGGCAGGAGAAUAUGAAACAGGACCUGGUGAGGCGGAUCAAAAUGCUAGAGUACGCCCUCAAACAGGAAAGGGCUAAGCAUCAGAAGCUGAAGACAGGAAACGACCAGAGUCCCGGAGACAAGAAACCAGAGACUGAGGCAGACCAACUUCCCAAUGGGCCGGCUGAGUCAGACUCUGAGCCAGCCAAUCAGAUGUCCUGGAAGGAAGGACGUCAGCUACUACGCAAAUAUCUGGAGGAAGUGGGUUACUCAGACACCAUCCUGGACAUGCGGUCUAAGCGUGUGCGCUCCCUGCUCGGGCGAAGCAGCCCCGAGGCUAACGGGCCCCCACCGAGCGAAACCUGCCCUGAGCCUGAGCCCCGGGCAGGUGGAGAGUCGUUGUUGGUCAGACAGAUAGAAGAACAGAUCAAGAGGAAUGCGGGCAAGGAAAGCUCUAAGGAACGUCUGGGUGGCUCCGUGCUGGAUAAGAUCCCCUUCCUGCACGGCUGCGAGGAUGAUGAUGAAGACGACAGCGAUGAAGAAGACGACUUCCAAGGCAUGGCUACUGACUGCAUCGAUGGACCGCGCAAGAACAAAAAGUCACGUGUAAAGAUGGGUUCGGAGCCCAUGACCACAGACCUGGACCCAGAGGAUGAGGAAGACGAAGACGACUCAGAAGACGCCCUCGGAGAAUUUGACUUCCUGGGCUCGGGGGAGGAUGGGGAGGGGGCGGGAGAGGCCCGGAUCUCGGGGGACGGACGGGAGCUAGAGAACCGCAGGAACAAGUUACAAGGCAUGAUGUCGGACUUCCCCCCUAAACCUACCCCACCCCCUUCCGUAUCGGGACAGGCUCGCUCCGGUGAAGGUGGCGCCCUGGGUUUCUCCUCUGAUGUCUUCAUCAUGGAUGCCGUUGGAGGAGGGGACAUGAACCUUGGUGAACUGGCUGAUCUCACCGUCGCAAAUGACAACGAUCUCUCCAUGGAUAUGCAGGAUAACAGAGAGGAGUUUAAGAAGACAUGGAACCCCCGUUUCACACUACGCAGCCACUUUGAUGCAAUACGCGCUUUGACCUUUCACCCCAGCCAAGCGGUGCUGCUCACGGCCUCUGAGGAUGGAACACUAAAACUGUGGAACCUCAACAAGGCCAUGCAUUCUAAAAAGAAUGCAGCUUUGGAUGUUGAACCCAUCUACACGUUUAGAGCGCACAGUGGAGCUGUUCUGUCACUGACCAUGGGCGAGGAUGGAGAAUCCUGCUACAGCGGAGGUCUAGAUGGAACCGUCAGGUGUUGGAAGAUGCCUGACCUCAAUGUGGAUCCUUAUGAUAACUAUGAUCCUGGCAUUGAGAGCAGCGUACUGGCCGGCCACGAGGACAGCGUCUGGGGUCUGACCUACUCGGCAGUUCACCAUCGUCUUGCCUCAUGCUCGGCUGACGGCACCAUUCGCAUCUGGGACCCUCAGAACUCGGCCCCCUGCCUGUCUGUCUUCAAUAAGGAGAGAGAGCAUGGAACACCCACCUCAGUGGCCUUUGUGGCCACCGACCCUAACCAGGUGGUGGUGUCAUUUGACGGUGGUGAGACACUGCUCUACGACCUCAACACGGAGCAGAGUGUCACUGCGUUAGAGACACAGACCAAGGAUGGCAGUGAACUGAUCAAUCGAGUGGUCAGUCACCCAUCUGAGCCCAUCUCCAUCACUGCACACGAGAACCGCACCAUCCGCUUCUUAGACAAUAAGACAGGUAAAGUUGUCCACUCAAUGGUGGCUCACCUGGACGCCGUCACCUGUCUUACAACAGACCCUAAAGGCACUUACCUCAUCUCUGGCAGCCACGACUGCUCGGUGCGCCUGUGGAUGCUGGACAACAGGACGUGCGUGCAGGAGAUCACAGCCCACAGGAAGAAGCACGACGAGGCCAUUCAUGACGUGGCCUUCCACUCUUCUCAGCCCUUCAUCGCCAGCGCUGGCGCAGAUGCACUUGCCAAGAUCUUCGUCUGACAGCACUGUCGUCAUUCUGAGUCCUACAACCAUAACUGGGCCAAAAGAGACUGAAGACUACAGUGGACAAAUUUCACUUGCUUACACACACACACACAUACACACACACACACUUGUCCUGCACCCCACUGGCUGGGUCAUCGCCACAGGACGUCACCUCCCCCUCGAUUCCUCACUGUUCUCUGAUGCCUCAGUGACUUCUUAUAAUACUACUCACACUGCUUUUUUAAGACUUUUAAGAUCCCGGCUGCUCCGUUUUCAAAUAAUCAUAUCUGGAGUAACUCUUUUUCUACACUACAAUAUUCUGUUCUGCAUUUUUAUUUUUCUUUCAGUCUGCCAACGGUUAUUACAAAGGACCGUGUGUGUGUGCGUGUUUGUGCGCUUAAACUGCUGACACACUACUCACAUUUCACAGAGAACCACAGAGGAAACACUCACACUGCAUAGCACGCGCAACGCACAAAUGCACUGUCGCAUUUCAUUUGAGAGCAUUUUUUUAAAUAGUUGAAAAAUUGCUUGUUUCUAACAUAACGUAUGUAGGCAUGGUUUUAAAACUGUUCCCAGUGUCAGCAGAAAAACACCUGACCAACCUCUGCAUUGGGAAUCAAUGUAUUACAUUCCAAAGACUCCAGAGGCAGAGUGUGUGUGAGUGUGUGUGUGUGUGUGGUGACGGAUUUGGGGUUGGAGAAUGUUUAACUUAGUUGUGUGUGUGUGUGUGUAUGAGUGUGAGUGAAGUAAGGAGGCACUAGACCGUCGCUAACCAGUGUUGAACAGAUAGCUUUAAUUUCACCUUUAUCGCCAAGACACCAAGUCUCAUCAUAUGUUUGAGUAUUACAGCGUCCCCAUGAUUCUGCCUCUACUAAUGUGUGUGUGUGUGUGUGUGUGUGUGUGUGUGUGUGUGUGUGUGUGAGAGUGAGAUCAACCGUCACUCUGCUGUACAAGAUAAAUGAACAUAUUUACAUGAUCAUGGUCCAUUUCUACAGAUGUACAGUUUGGACUUGACUCUGCAGCCUGAUGCUGUCACACCAUAUUAACCAGCUAAAGAUGGAUAGCAGUUAAACUCUACAGACCACAGGGGUGUGAGGCCAGUUUGUAUGCUCCCAACAAAUGACGCUGACUGUGUCAUUUGGUGCUUUUUACUGUACAGACAAGUGUGUGUGCGCGCGUGUUUGUAUACGCACUAGUUAAAUCGUGGUGCUAUGAGAAACCUUGUCAGUCUUGAGUCAGAAUCAGGGACCAGUUUUUGUGUGUUUGUGUGUUGUGUGUGUGUGUGUGUGUGUGUGUGUGUGUGUGUGUGUGAAAAAGCGAGACUGCGUUUCUCACUCAUCGGGCUAUAGGUGUACAUGUAGGAGUGAAACAACUUUUUCAGUGACAUUUCAUUGUUGAAUCAUUUCAUUUGACUGUGGUCGCAUUUCAGAAUUAAGUCACUGUCGGUGUUUCGCAUCAGAGAGAUGUGAAUGAUGUCAGCAUUGGUGGGUUCAGGCCCUGAGGAGGAGCUGAUGAUGAUUAUAUUACAGCGAGGACCACAUGGACUUGAAAUCAUUAUUGUCUUUUUAAUUUCACCCUGAAGUUGGCGUCGGUUUGUGGGCGUGUAUUUAUUCAGGCUUUUUUCGGGGGGGUGGGGGGGCCCUCACCUUCAGUCGUGUGUUGAGGUUCCCUCUACUUGUUUGACGUGCAUCAGUUGCACAGUAGCACAUUACCCAGAGGGCUAAUGAUGUGAAGCUGGUCUCCUCUUUCUGAAGAGGCAUGCUGGGAGAAAUAGCUCCAUGGGGAGAAGAAAAAGAAGAAAUUCCCACUUUUGAAUUCAACUGCUUUUUUCAGAAAGAUUAAGAAAAAAGUAUUGAUUUAAGAUAGUGUAGGUGUGAGUAACAUGAUUCAGCACCGAAUCCACCUUGCUGAUGUGUUAAGACUUGGAAAAUAACCAGAGAAGGUUUGGAUUAAGAGGGAACAUUGUUCCUUUGAGACACCUUGCAUCUAUCUCUACCUGUGUCCUGGGUUUAUACUGAUAACUGUUGGACACAUGUUUGCUUUAGGUAAAAGUUGCCCCCCCCCAACAGCUGACCUUACUUCAAAUUACUUGACUGGUAAUGUUAUCUAUUACCUCAAGAAGACUGAUAAAAUCUGGUGUUAAAUCAGCUGUCAAAGGGGGACAACGCUCCACCUCUUCAAGAUUACAGGGUCACAUUAGGGAUCAGACGUCAGUAGUAGCCUAGAGGUAAGCACUCCUCUCCUAAUCACUGGGGACACUACCAUUUGUAGUUCAGAUGUUUUGUUUUGUUUUUCUCAAACAGGGUGGGGGACUGUUGUCUGAAAUGAGACAAGAUGUUAUUUCGCUGUAUAUCUUUUUUUUUUUCGAUAUGAAUCUGUCAGAGUACAACCAGGUGCAACUACAUUAUUGUACUGCUGCUGGGCCUGAUGUCCUGUUCUCACACUUAGUCACUAUGUGGUUUGGUUCCACUUUGCACUACAUCUAAUAGUGGAUGCUGUUGCCUAGGAGUAGUUUAUAGACAGACAGCGUGCAGAGAUAAUGUAUGCAGGUAUUUCUAAUACAAUCUGGAGUACAUACUACAAGGAUUGAACCUGCUGUGGCUCACAGUUUUUUGUUUUUGUUUUGUUUUGUUCUGUUUUGUCCUGAUAGCGAGAGUAACUGGUGGUUUCUUUUCACUUUGAGCGUCUGGGUCCCCUCUCUGAAAACAAAGACAAAUCAGUAUGACACAUCAAAAAAGAAAAAAGAAAUCGAAACAGAGGUUGUAAAUGAUGACUAGAGAUGCCAUUACGUGCUGUAAAUGUCCAUCAUUUCCUUGUUUUCUUUCUUGCAUUUCUUUUCUUUGAUUAUGAAUAUGAUUAUUAAGAUGUAAGAAUACUGUAGUAUCAUAAGUGAAUCAUUCUUCCUUGCUAGGCAUAGAACUUGCUUGUGAUUGAUAAUGGCAAUGUAUAACUUGUAAAAAAGCAAAAUGAUUAAAAAACAUGAAAAAUGAAGAAAAUAAGUAAAAAAAAAAAAAAAAAAUCUGUUACCAGUCAGAGGCCAAGGUAAAGGACUCUCAUUUCUUUGUGUUUUUAUUUUUUUAUUAGCAAUUUAUCACUGUGUGAUAUUUUGUACAUCAUAUUAAGCUGUAUUCAAACAAUUUCCUCUAACUACAAGGGAUAAGAGACCUGCUUUUUAUUAAUUUUGUUUUAUUAUAUAUUUUUGAACUGCAUUCUAGCUUGUAUCAAAUGACUUUCUCUUUUUGUUUACGGGUCCCCUGUUGUAUGUCAUUAAGGAAGAAAAAACAAAAAAUGAAGAUUUUGUACAGUGAAUUGAGAA
Lates calcarifer (barramundi perch) is the source of this 5804-nucleotide messenger RNA. RefSeq names its product striatin, calmodulin binding protein 4 (gene strn4). Bases 176 to 2500 code for a protein of 774 amino acids. Gene Ontology annotation, cellular component: dendrite. Lineage: Eukaryota; Metazoa; Chordata; Actinopteri; Centropomidae. Gene Ontology annotation, molecular function: calmodulin binding; protein phosphatase 2A binding; protein-containing complex binding. The transcript is spliced from 18 exons. The record is from RefSeq and is a predicted model, not a curated record.